AUGUUCAUUGGAUACUUCACCGAACGGCCGUACCAGGAUCCCAAAUCCGGGUAUUUCGGGGCCACCGGAAAACCGAUCAUGGACCUGGACGUCAGCAACGAUAUCUACGAUGCCCAGUUGGGGGCGCACCUCUACAACCGCUAUCUCGACGAGAAAAUCUACGCCGAGGAGAUGGGUUUUGACGGCCUGAUGCUCAACGAGCACCACAGCACGCCGUUCUGCAUGGGCGGGGCUAUGAACGUGGAAGCCUCCAUUCUCGCCCGCAUUACUCAAAGGGCCAAGAUAGUGCUGCUGGGCAACAUCAUCCCCAUUUGGGAUGACCCCCUUUGGCUGGUAGAACAGCUCUCCAUGAUUGACAUGAUCUCUCGCGGGAGGCUGGUAUCCGGAUGGGUGCGCGGCACUGGCCGGGAGAGCGUGGCACACAACGUCGAGCCUCAUUACAACUGGGAGCGGUUCAAGGAGGCCCACGAACUGAUUGUUAAGGCCUGGACGACGCCCGGCCCCUUCCGCUGGGAAGGCAAGCACUACCAGUUCCGCCACGUCAAUCCCUGGGUGAAGCCAUACCAGAAGCCUCAUCCCCCGAUUUGGCUACCGGGCGUGGUCAGUCGCGAUUCCCUGAUGUGGGCGGCAGAACAGCGUAUCCCCUACAUCAUGCUGGCAACCGAGAUGGAGCCCACCAAACAGGCUUUCCAGCUUUACCACGACACCGCGGCAGAGUUGGGUUAUGAGUCUGGCCCGCAGAACAUUGGGUACCUCUGGAAAGUCCACGUGGACGAGACGGAGGAGCUGGCUGAGGCCACUGCCCGGAAGUACGUGCAGGGACCCAGCAACCCCUUCCUGGCCGGCAACGAAGGCACCGUUAACCCAGCGCUGCUCAGCCUGCCUGGGCUGACUUCGCGCCGGCGGGUGCUGCCGACGCAGGCUGUGGCGACCCAGGCCCGGGGCGGAAACGCCGGUCCCGGCGGCGUCCUGGGGCGGCCAUACGAGCAGCAGAUCGAGGACUACACCAUCAUCUCCGGUACGCCCGACAGCGUGAUACCAAAGAUUCGCCACGUGCUGGAAACCAUCCGCCCCGGCAGCAUUUUCUUCUGGGACGGCGACGGCGCGAUGACCCACGACGACGCCAUGCGAAGUCUGCGGCUUAUGGGACAGGAAGUCCUGCCUGCGGUCCGCGAAAUUGCGGACGAGCUGGAAUUGCCCGGGCCUUUCGAAGUCGAUCCCGCCACCGGGAAUCCCUACGUGGCUGACCCGCCAGUAAUGAUUCCGACCGGAGACGGUUACACGAACCCAUAA
Messenger RNA from Geodia barretti, 1293 nucleotides. Lineage: Eukaryota; Metazoa; Porifera; Demospongiae; Tetractinellida; Geodiidae. The record is from the annotation of a GenBank genome assembly.